GAGAGUUAGAACAUUUUGCUCCAGCGGCCAGGAGGUUCCUUAGCUGGGAUCUGGGAAGAUCGGGUGGUGUGGAGUCCGAGGUCGAACAUGGUCGCGGUGGGGGCUGAGACCGGAGUCACUUCUCACAGGCAUACCCUCCUCGCCCCUGGCCGGGCCCUGCCCCACCCUCCUCCUCCGAUUGAGAUGGGCUCAGCCAAGAGCGUUCUAGUCACUCCGGCGCGGCCUCCGCCGCACAACAAGCUUCUGGCUCGAGUGGCGGACCCGCGUUCACCUAAGCUCACAACCCCGCUGGUGAAAGAGCUGAGUGAAGAAUUUGAGACGGAUAAAUUUCCCUCUUCUCAAUUCCUCACCCACCAGGGCAUGAAUCCUAAGGCUUCUGUAUUUUUUUCCUCUUUGCUGAACAAUUUGUAUCAGGGAGUCACUAUCUCACUUCACGUCUCUCCUCUAGAGCUCACAACCCCGCUGGUGAAAGAGCUGAGUGAAGAAUUUGAGACGGAAGCCCCCAAAUCAAAUCUGCCCCCAGAGCCUGUUCUGCCCCUAGAGGUACCUUCAUCUUCCGACUUGGACUUGCCUCUGGGCACCCAGUGUUCCCUGGAGGACCAGAUGCCUCAUGGGAGCCAGACUGAGCUCCCCUCCACGCAGGUGUUUUCCGAGGAAGAAACAGGACAGCCCUCAGAAACCCUUAGGACCAGCCAGGGCUCAGACAAGCCCAUGAGAGACCCUGAGACGCCUAGACCUGCAGGUUCUAAGCGAAAUAGACGGAAACCAAGGGGCAAGGCACUAGGGAGGUCUCCCCUCACCAUCCUGCAGGAUGACAACUCCCCUGGGACUCGGACACUACGACAGGGUAAGCGGCCUUCUCCCCUGAGUGAAAAUGUUAGGGAACUAAAGGAAGGGGCCAUUCUGGGAACUGGACGACUUCUGAGAGCCGGAGGCCAAGCGUGGGAGCAAGGUCAGGACCAUGACAAGGAAAACCAGCACUUUGCCUUGGCAGAGAACUAGGCCCUGGGUGGCCCCCGACCCCCAACCUGGGUUCACCAGGUCUAGUGACAUUCCGAGUCCUCCGCCCCUUCUUUCCCUGGGAGACUGGAAAGACGCAUUUUCUUCGACUCCCCCUAAACUACCAGCUCAGGAACUGAUAGCUUUCUUGGGCUUUCUGUGUGUAUUAUGUGUUUCUUGUAUAUUAAAGGAAGUGAUUUUAA
Messenger RNA from Myotis davidii, 1202 nucleotides. RefSeq names its product cell division cycle associated 3 (gene CDCA3). The record is from RefSeq and is a predicted model, not a curated record. Lineage: Eukaryota; Metazoa; Chordata; Mammalia; Chiroptera; Vespertilionidae. The coding region runs from base 88 to 1002 and encodes 304 amino acids. The transcript is spliced from 5 exons.